Messenger RNA from Eucalyptus grandis, 996 nucleotides. Its product is annotated as DNA-directed RNA polymerase III subunit RPC10. The record is from RefSeq and is a predicted model, not a curated record. Gene Ontology annotation, molecular function: zinc ion binding; DNA-directed RNA polymerase activity; nucleic acid binding. NCBI's taxonomy places the organism in Eukaryota, Viridiplantae, Streptophyta, Magnoliopsida, Myrtales, Myrtaceae. The transcript has 4 exons. The coding region runs from base 43 to 531 and encodes 162 amino acids. Gene Ontology annotation, cellular component: RNA polymerase III complex. Gene Ontology annotation, biological process: termination of RNA polymerase III transcription; DNA-templated transcription.
UUCGUCCGAAAAUAAAAAACAGAAUCAAAAGUGCGGAGCCUUAUGUCCUCUCUACUCUCUCUCUCGUCCUCUCAUCUCCUCUGCUCAUCAGUCUCAUUCUCUCCCUCCUCAAGAACGGCGACGGCGACUGCUGCUUCUCCAUCGUUGAAGGGCGUCGUUCAAGGUGAAGUGCAUUACGCAGAGGGGAUAGCAAAUGGGUUUUGCCCGACUUGUGGAAACUUGUUGCAGUACGAAUUGCCUCAUAGGGACCGGCCAGCCAGAUUUUUCUGCCCAACUUGUCCCUAUGUUUGUAAUAUCGAGAGCAAGGUUAAGAUAAAGAGGAAGCAACAUCUGCUGAGGAAGAAGAUGGAACCCGUGUUCUUGGAAGAAGAUAGGAGAAAUGGACCCCAAACCGAUGGCAUGACAUGCCCGCACUGCGGCUAUGGAAAGGCUAUCUACCAUCAAGCUCAGAUCCGUUCUGCUGAUGAGCCGAUGACAACAUUCUAUUGGUGCUUGAACGAGAAAUGUGGAAAGAACUGGCGGGAAGAUUGAGCUCUCAGGUGCCACAGUCGCAAAGCCAAUUCAGUACCCUGUGAGGCCUAAAGGCAGGACUGGAAAUCAUGUUCAACUGGUACUUCGGCCUUGUAGAAAUCGUGAUCUCGAUGUUUUAUCCUUUACCGGAUGUUGCACGCCAACAUAAUUUGUUUCCUUCGGUAUCUGUCUUCACUUAAAAGAAACAGAUUGAAUUAGGAGGAGGGAAAAGAAAGCAUUCUCUCCGGUGGAUUCCUCAUCCUGGAACCAGACAGGCAUGAGAAACAGCACAUGUGACGGGGAUAGUGGCUUGUCGUUUGUUGAGUGCACUUGUGGGGUUGAUGUUGCUGAAUAGGAUUUCCACAUUGAAUAGCUUUAUCUGAUUUUUUUCUCCUAACCAACAUUCUAGGGUUCUAUAGAGAUCAGAUAGAUUACCAUGUUAAUAGGUUCAGAUUUGAGUACCCUCGUAAGAAUCUCUUCAAUUCA